This is a messenger RNA of Maudiozyma saulgeensis, 381 nucleotides long. The record is from the annotation of a GenBank genome assembly. Lineage: Eukaryota; Fungi; Ascomycota; Saccharomycetes; Saccharomycetales; Saccharomycetaceae.
AUGGCUACUUAUGAUGACGAAAAGAAAAGAGGGAACUCAUAUUUCCAAGAAGGGAAUUACAAUAAAGCUAUAGAAUGCUAUAAUAAUUGUAUUCUUUUAGAACCUAACGAACCAGUUGCAUAUAGUAACAAGGCAAUGUCUCUGAUAAAACUAGGAGAGAAUGAGAAGGCUAUAAGAGUCUGUAAUGUGGCAUUAACCAAGAUUGAUCAUACUUGUGAACCACAUGAGGUAAUUAGCCGUAAGAUCAAAUAUAGAAUUAACCUAGCAAAAGAAGCAAUUGAUAAAGUAAGACAAACGACACAAACGCCAACUGAUGAAAUAUGCAAUAACAUUAUAAUUCGAGAAGUGGAUAAACUUCCUGAGGAAUUUGUGGGGUUAUAA